AUGGGGGUGCUCGGUGUCGGCCCCGCAGCCAUGCCCUCCAGCAGCUCCCGCCCCCCCGCGUGCCUAGCCCUGGUGGCCCUCUCCGCCGCGCUGUCGCUCCAUCUCUCCCUGGGCUCCCAAGCUGCAGCCAGGAGGCCCUCGCCUGUAGCCAGAGCGCCAGGGCUGAAGGCAAAGACGCUGAUCCUCCUUGAUGUGAGCACCAAGAGCCCAGUGAGGACAGUGAAUGAAAACUUCCUCUCUCUGCAGCUGGACCCGUCCAUCAUCCACGAUGGCUGGCUCGAUUUCUUAAGCUCCAAGCGCCUGGUGACCUUGGCCCGGGGACUAUCGCCUGCCUUUCUGCGCUUUGGGGGCAAGAGGACGGAUUUCCUACAGUUCCAGAAUCUGAGAAACCCUGCGAAAAGCCGAGGGGGGCCUGGCCCAGAUUACUAUCUCAAAAACUAUGAGGAUGACAUUGUUCGAAGUGACGUUGCCUUGGAUAAACAGAAGGGCUGCAAGAUUGCCCAGCAUCCCGAUGUGAUGUUGGAGCUCCAGAGGGAGAAGGCCGCUCAGAUGCACCUCGUUCUUCUCAAGGAGCAAUUCUCCAACACCUACAGUAACCUCAUAUUAACAGCCAGGUCUCUAGACAAACUGUAUAACUUUGCUGAUUGUUCUGGGCUCCACCUGAUAUUCGCGCUAAACGCGCUGCGUCGUAAUCCCAAUAACUCCUGGAACAGCUCCAGUGCCCUGAGUCUGUUGAAGUACAGCGCCAGCAAGAAAUACAACAUUUCUUGGGAACUGGGGAAUGAGCCAAAUAACUAUCGAACUAUGCAUGGCCGGGCAGUAAAUGGCAGCCAGUUGGGAAAGGAUUACAUCCAGCUGAAGAGCCUGUUGCAGCCCAUCCGGAUUUACUCCAGAGCCAGCUUGUAUGGUCCUAAUAUUGGGCGGCCCAGGAAGAACGUAAUCGCCCUUCUUGAUGGAUUCAUGAAGGUGGCCGGAAACGCAGUGGAUGCAGUUACCUGGCAACAUUGCUACAUUGAUGGCCAUGUGGUCAAGGUGAUGGACUUCCUGAAAACUCGUCUGUUAGACACACUCUCUGACCAGAUUAGGAAAAUUCAGAAAGUGGUUAACACAUACACCCCCGGAAAGAAGAUUUGGCUUGAAGGUGUGGUGACCACCUCAGCUGGAGGCACAAACAACCUGUCUGAUUCCUACGCCGCGGGCUUCCUAUGGUUGAACACUUUAGGAAUGCUGGCCAAUCAGGGCAUCGAUGUUGUGAUACGGCACUCAUUUUUUGACCAUGGAUUCAAUCACCUCGUGGACCAGAAUUUUAACCCGUUACCAGAUUACUGGCUCUCUCUCCUUUACAAGCGCUUGAUUGGCCCCAAAGUCUUGGCUGUGCACGUGGCUGGGCUCCAGCGGAAACCCCGGCCUGGCCGAGUGAUCCGGGACAAGCUAAGGAUCUAUGCUCACUGCACAAACCACCACAACCACCAUUACGUCCGUGGAUCCAUCACACUUUUUAUCAUCAAUCUACACCGAUCGAGAAAGAAAAUCAAACUGGCCGGCACCCUCAGAGACAAGCUGGUGCACCAGUAUCUGCUGCAACCCUACGGACAGGAGGGCCUGAAGUCCAAGUCAGUGCAGCUGAACGGCCAGCCUUUAGUGAUGGUGGACGAUGGGACCCUUCCAGAACUGAAGCCCCGCCCCCUGCGGGCUGGCCGGACACUGGUCAUCCCUCCAGUCACCAUGGGCUUUUAUGUGGUCAAGAACGUCAAUGCUUUGGCCUGCCGCUACCGAUAAGCCGCCCUCACACCCACUAUCCACCCGGGGCUGGCUGGACCGCUUUCCACUUUUCCGCCCUCUUACCGCCCUUCCUUUUCAGACCCCUUCUUAGCAGCAUCUGCCCAUCCUGCUGGGAUCCACAGACUUGCCCUCCUAAGAGACUAACUAUCGUAGUGCAAGCUUAGCCUAGGUAGGUCACGUCCAUCCACAUCGUCUCCGCCUGCAAACGGAUGAAGGUAUGUGGGCAGAACCUCCCCGAGCCACAUGCAUGCACCACGAGGACGACCUGGCACUGCCCACAUCUCUCCAACCCCUCUCCCUGGUCCUGGCCGUGCAAGCCCAACCACUGCCUCUGGGCGCCGGAGGGGGCCAGGGCCAACCCAGGUGGGCCCGCGAGAGGCCAACCCUCUUCCUCUGCCUGUGUUCUGCUGCUGCCCCGAGUUUCCGAUCACCUCUGGGUCACAAGGGGCGCCGGUGGGUGAGUCGGUGCGGUCCUGCUGGGUGAGCUGUGGAUGUAAUUUCCUGGCUGAUGGAUGAGUGUGUGCAUCUGGGUUUCUGACAGUGGUAUCAAUCACCUCAGUCCUCCGGGAAGCGAGUGCUUCGAAAGUAAAAUUACAGUCCUACCGUGGAUUGUAUAAAGAAGGUUCUAUUCCUCCGCGAAUCCAGAUGCCCCCUUGGGGCAUGGGGGAUGGGAGGCAGGUAACACGAUUCAGGAAGUGGAGAGCAAGACAUUAAGCACCUCUAAAAGCUAUCCUCCUCCUCCACGCUGCUCUGAGAAUGGAAGUUCUAGUACAAAGAGGGGAAAGAAAACGCACACACGCUCCCCAGCCAAACAAAGCAAAUCAGACGUGUCCCCAAAUCAAGACACCCUUAGAGCCUCGCUAGGGUCCAUGCGGUGUGGCUUCCGAGGUCAGAAUCACCCGGUGGCCUCUUCCCAGGGAGCUGUGUGUCUCUGGAAGCCAAGCAGCAAAUCGCGGUCACGUGUGGUCAUGAAAGCUGGCCGGGCUCAUCUUUGCCACCCAGGUUUGCAGAGAGCAGGGUGGUCCGUUCACCCCUCUGGAGCAGGAGGGGGCUUGGAGACCGAGGAGCGGGGGCACACGUGUGGCGUUCCCAGCCUGCGGUGGCCAGCCCGCUGUGACUGCUGCAGGUUUGUCUCCGCGGGCCCGGCAGGGGGCAGAGGAGAGAGCAGGGCAGGUGGGCCGUGAGUUCCAGAGGAGAGCUUGGUGGACCUCCACCACAAGUCACCACUGAAUUGGCUAUCUUCUCCGGGGACAGGCGCACUAUGAAAAGGCAGGCCAUGGAGGCCAUGACGCGUCUGCUGGGGUCCAGUGAAGAUGGAGACUGUGAAGGACAGACAGAAGUGAGACAGAGGGGCACCUGGCUGAGGCCAAAGGCUGGGGGGCUACCUUAAGAGGCCAGGGGUUAAGGGUUAGGGUGCAGUCUGCAAAGUGAGUGGUGAGGCAGGAAGCCUGAGAAGGUUUGUGAGAGAAGACGUGUCCCAGCUCAGCCUGGGAAGGUGAGCGAGGAAAGCCGACAGGCUAACGUGGUGUGCCAGGCAGACCGUGGGCUAGCGUUGGGACUUGUCACUUAUGUAGUAGGAGUGGGACCAUGGCAGGCGUUGGGUGGUGGGAGUGAGAACAUGGGGGACCACCGGGCUGGGUCUGGCCUCUGACGUGCUUUGCAUGGAAGCUGCUAGAGAGAAAGAAGCAGAUCCCAAAGGGCCGCCUAGUCUGUCGAUCCAGGCACCUCCGGUGGAAGCCUCCCCUCUGAGAAUGUGACACAAGAGAAGCUGCCAAGACCAGGGGGUUAGAUCGGAGAGAGCAAACACAAACUGAGGGGGAGAGAGGGGAAGAGGGCCCCCAAACGAAAUGGUUUCCCAAACUUCUUAAAGUGGAUACAGGCACAAGUGUAUGGAAAGCUCUUCCAGGUACCAGUGCAGGUGUGGCUGCAGGGCCCGUGGUCAUCACCAAGGUCACCUGGAAAGACCUUGCCCAGGACCACCCAGGGGAAUGGGGUGGGAGCUCUGAGUACUCCAGAGACGGCCACUGCUGCCCGGCCCCUGCACUGCUUCACCAGACCCUGCCUGGAAUCCUGCCAGAGCCGCUCUUCCGUCCUUGUUCUGCCCGAUCAGAUACCGGCUGGAAUGAAAGCAACUCGUCUGGAAAAAAGACCAAAACAACUUUUUUAUUAAUCGGGAGUUACUACAUGGAUCAUAUCAUUCCAUCGUUCAGUCCCAUCCAGCAGAAAUGUACAAUUGCCACCACAGUCCGUUUCCAGCCCUUCAUGGAGAGGGUGCUGAGGCAAGGCCAGCCAGUCACCUCUCCGCAGGCUCCACUCCUGCGGGACAGCAGGGGACACUCCCCGGGAAGGAGGUGCUGGCUCCUCACUGCGCUGCUACCCUCGUGGAAUACCGGUGGUUCCUGCUUCCUUCGUCCUUCUCUGUACAUUAAAUGCUGCU
Messenger RNA from Echinops telfairi (small Madagascar hedgehog), 4219 nucleotides. RefSeq names its product heparanase 2 (inactive) (gene HPSE2). The record is from RefSeq and is a predicted model, not a curated record. The transcript has 12 exons. Gene Ontology annotation, molecular function: hydrolase activity, acting on glycosyl bonds. Gene Ontology annotation, cellular component: membrane; extracellular matrix. NCBI's taxonomy places the organism in Eukaryota, Metazoa, Chordata, Mammalia, Afrosoricida, Tenrecidae. The coding region runs from base 1 to 1779 and encodes 592 amino acids.